Molecule: messenger RNA, 1848 nt
Organism: Camelina sativa (false flax)
Lineage: Eukaryota; Viridiplantae; Streptophyta; Magnoliopsida; Brassicales; Brassicaceae
Source: RefSeq, a predicted model, not a curated record
AUGACUUCUGAUAGAGAGAGAAGGAAAGUUCCAUUCAAGUUCUACAACUUAUUCACAGCUCACUCCGAUUAUCCUACUCUUCUCCAGAAUGCGUGGAAUGUUCAUGAGCACGUUGGAUCACCUAUGUCUCGACUCUGUCAGAAACUCAAGGCGGUUAAGCUGGGUUGCAAGGAACUAAACAGAAUAUAUUUUAGCAACAUACAAGCUCGUACUGCAGAAGCUCAAGAAGCACUGACGAGACUCCAGUCUCAAAUUCUUACCAAUCCUUCUCCGUUACUGUUUCAUGAGGAAAAGCAGAAGCUUCUUGGAACGAAGAACUCUGAUGUACAACCAAUGUCAAUCGAGGAUAUUCAGAACCUAACCCACUACAGGUGUAGCUCUGAGUUAGCAACCACUCUCCAAUCGAUUCCUAUUCCAGAAGAGGUCACCUCUGCUAUGUUUUCUCUACCAAAGAACAAAGCUCCCGGUCCGGAUGGAUUCACCGCAGACUUCUUCACUCAUGACUGGGGAACAAUGGGACCAAUUGUGGUAGAAGCAGUCACGGUUUUCUUUACUACAGGGAAGCUCAUUAAGCAGGCCUGUUUCCUGCUGCAACACCAUUUACAAGGUGAUAUCUCGGAUUCUGGCAAGGAGAUUAAAGUUGUUUACGGAUUUGGCGGUUCAGAGAAAUCGGGUAUUAUUCAUAAAAGGAGACUGCUAUGUGAGAAUGUCAUGUUGGCAGCAGAGUUGGUAGCUGACUUUCACAAACCAGGUCCAAUAACUAGAGGUUGCCUUCAAAUUGAUAUUUCAAAGGUGUUCGAUAAUGUGGACUGGGUUUUUCUCACCAACAUCCUAACUUCAAUCGAACUUCCCUCCACUUUCGUCAAUUGGUUAGUCACUUGCUUCACUACUCCCUUAGCUCUAAAUGGAGAGUUAAUUGGUUAUUUCCCUGGAAAUAAAGGGCUGCGUCAAGGUGACUCUAUCUCUGCCCCUUUGUUUGCAUUGGUAAUGGACAUAUUAUCGAAACAGUUGGACCGUGCUGUUACUCAGGAAAGGAUAAAGCCUCGUUCUCUUUGUAUUCAACCCCUGAUCACUCACUUAAACUUCGCUGAUAACCUUCUGGUAUUAUUCGAUGGCUCUGAAUCAUCUUUGGUGGGUAUUUUGGAAACAUUGGAUAUGUUCAAACUAGCCUCGGGAUUGGGAAUCAAUCUGACUAAGUCUUGCCUCUUUCUCGAUGGAGAUAAUAGGAAUGGCAUUCGUUCUAUGUCCUCAAGACUCAACUUAACUCACGGCUCCUUGCCUAUUAGAUACCUUGGGUUUCCACUAAUCACUCAAAAGCUUUCUGCUUCCGAUUACCAGCCGUUAAUAGACAAAGUGAAGUCAAGAAUUUCCGGUUGGACUCAUCGCCAUCUUUUGUUCGCUGGAAGACUUCAGCUUCUCCAAUCCGUGAUCAAUAACACAAUAAAUUUUUGGGCUUCAAUUUUCAUGCUUCCUUCUAAGUGUCUAAAGGAACUUGAGAGAAUUUGCUCUGCCUUUUUGUGGAAAGGAGUGGCAGACAGUGCAAGAGGUGCUAAAGUAUCAUGGGAUGUUGUUUGUACUGCUAAAUCGGCAGGGGGACUAGGACUAAAGAGGCUCGCAGACUGGAAUAGGAUUUUCGGGUUGGAAACUAACUCCGGAUCAUACAAAUGGCUUAUUCUCCUAUAUACGAACGUGGAAGCAUUUACAUCAUGUUGGUCCUCAAGUUCACUGGCAUUCUCAGGUAUGGUUCAAGGAACAAAUUCCAAAAAUGGCUUUCUUGACUUGGUAAACAAUUUUGAAUCGACUCAGAACAAGGGACAUAAUGAGAAGCUGGAAUAUUCAAGUUCCUGA